AUGAGCGGAUUAAUCUUCUCGAAGUAAUCAACACGAUUACAUGACAAAUUGUUGCAGAGGGUUCUUCGUUGGGGGUGCGAUCUUUAGGGUUUAUGGCUGAGGAGCCGAGGAACUUCUGGGAAUGAACGUUCCCCAAGGUGAAGAAGGGAAGAAGGCGAAGUUUAGGCUUGCGGUUGGGUCGCAGAUGUUUGAGGUGAAGUCCCGGUUUGAUGUAACGGUGUUUCUCGUUCUCGCGAUUGUAGCUAUCGGACUUGGUCCUCUGAUCUUCUUCCCGCUGGCGGAGAAAGAUCGAAGAGCAUUGAUCCAAACAUCCCUUAAAUCUUUUCCAUCUUGAUGGGAAGAACCUAUCUUCCCACGCGUGCCUUGCUAUAGCAUUUUGGUCGACUGCAUUGAUAUUUGAUCAAACUUUUUUCCUUCAAAAAGAAGUGAGUAUGAGUUGCUGAAACCAUUUUGACUGACAUUCCUAUUAUAUUCCAAUGCUCUUUCAGGAUUUAGAUGCAGUGCCCUUAUCUGUAUCACAUAAAGACGCCAUUGUGGCUGCGUACCUGAGGUUUCUGGCUCCGAAGGAGUUGAACAGAUGCAGAUCAUGAAGAUGAAUUUUUCUAGAGCACCUUUUCUUAUGAGCUUCUUGAUUCAUUGUCAUUCUUUCAUGAAACCUUUCCAUUAAUUAUUCUAUGGCUGCAAGCAAUUUUUCUUUGGAACUUUUUAAAUAUUUCAUUAACUCCUCUUGACAAAAGGCUGAGGAAAUCUAAUGCAGUUCAGUUAGUCUAUAAUAUAUAGCAUGCCAGUAAUUUAUAAUUGAUUUAUUUAAAUGGAAACUUUAAUUUUGUUUUUGCUGAUCUUUUUUCUUAUUUUAGAAGGGUAUUAUGGUUGUCUGUUUCUUUUUCUUUUUUGUUGGAGCAGUAAUUGGUGAUGAGGAAAAAGCAAAAGAAACUGUCGAAGCAGUUCAUCUAUUGGACAGGAUCUGUCUCCAAAUGAUUUCAUUAAUAUCCAAAAAUUUCCUCACAGGUUUAACAAUGUCUCCAAAUAUUGGAAGAAAAUCUUUAUCAGUAUCUUGUUACAAAAAUGAAUUUCUGGUUCAAGAUGGACAGCAGAAAGAUGAAACUUCUGUAAAGAAAAAUGAGAAGAAGAAAUCUAAAGGUGUGAAUGUCGAUGGUGAACUCAUGGCAAAGGAUAAACCUCUUGAAGUUGUUGCCGAUCGAAAUGAGACUACUGACCCAGCAACCGAAAAGAACAAGAAAGUGAGAAACACUAGUUGGAGGAGCAACAACAAGAAGAGGUUCUGCUUGAGCUGAAUGAUGAUGAUGCUGCAGAACAAAAUAGGACGUCCAGAAAGUUAAAAGAGUUAUGAAGAUAGAUUUUGAUGGGAAUUUCCAAAUGAGAAUCUACAUAAAAAGAAAAAACAAGAUGACUAGUAUGUGCCAUAUGAAUCUGACGUAUUACCAUGCUUUGCUGUUAUACAAGUGACUUUUAGAGCCUCUCAGUUUGAUAAAAGAGUGAAUGAUGAAGAAUUGAGGAAUAUGUUGUGAAAUAGAUAGAAUUUUAUUCAUUGAGAUAAUGAGUAUUUAUACAGAUUUUAAG
This is a messenger RNA of Musa acuminata subsp. malaccensis (wild Malaysian banana), 1581 nucleotides long. Lineage: Eukaryota; Viridiplantae; Streptophyta; Magnoliopsida; Zingiberales; Musaceae. The record is from RefSeq and is a predicted model, not a curated record.